Clunio marinus is the source of this 747-nucleotide messenger RNA. NCBI's taxonomy places the organism in Eukaryota, Metazoa, Arthropoda, Insecta, Diptera, Chironomidae. The record is from the annotation of a GenBank genome assembly.
AUGGAGCUUCUUGUUAGAAAUCUCAAGAGAAUCAAAUUAGUAACAUUUGAUGUCACCAACACACUUCUUUACUUCAAGAAUCCUCCUGAAGUGCAAUACUUGAAAACAGCAGCGAUGUUUGGAAUAUCAGAAGAAAGUUUUGAUUCGAAUUUAAUGAAAAAGAAUUUUCGUAAACAUUUUAAAAUUCAACAACAAAAACAUCCAAACUUUGGACGGAAUUCGAUAUCAUAUCAAAAGUGGUGGGAGGAUCUUGUCAUAAAUGUGUUUAUGAGUUCAUCUCGUCAUCCAAUCGAGCGAAGAAAUCUCAAACCUGUCGCACAUGAACUCAUCAAUUUAUAUAAAACUCGAGAGUGUUGGGAAAAAUACGAGAAGUCAAAUGAACUUAUUUCCGAUCUUAAAGAUGCCGGGAAAUGUGUGGGUGUUAUCUCAAACUUUGAUUCACGUCUGCACGAUCUUUUACACGAUAUGAAUAUUACGAAACUUGACUUUGUCAUCACAUCAUACGAGGCUGGAUCAGAGAAACCAAAUCCAGUCAUUUACAAUGAAGCUUUACUAGCAACUAACCAAAUUAUCAAACCAUCUGAAGCACUUCACAUUGGCAAUGAACUAGACAAAGAUUACAAUGGAGCUAUGAGUGCUGGAUGGUCGUCAAUUCUCAUCAACUCACAGGAAUCUCAAGAUUAUUUGUGUUUUAGAAAUGUUCAGGAUCUUUGGGAAUCAAUAAGAUCACGUGACGUUAAAAUUUAA